UCGACGCCCUAAGCUCUCGGCGUCCGCCGCAUCCUCGUACACAACCACCCCCUCCAGCCGCUCGAAGAACACAUAUCAGAUAAAAGCGUGAGUUCUGUUCAGCGUGAGUUCUGUUCUGUUCAGAUGGGUUGAUCGCGUGAGUUCUGUUCUGCGUGGUCUUCCUCUCUAAUCACUCCGUAUCAGAUAUCAGCGUGGUUCAGCGUGGUUCGGAUCUUCUGGGUUACAAUAAAAGAAGCAAACUUGUUGCGCCAACUGAGGCAAAGAGUCAUCCAACAGAGAAGCCCUAAACAGGAAACAAGCUUGGUGUUGUUAAGAUGGUGGACAAAGAUUGGGUGCGUUUGAAUAGAUGCACUGACGAGUAUAUGAACGCAGCAUUGAACUUUGUGGAGAUGGCUAAUCAAAACGCAGGAUAUUUAGGAAAGAUUCUAUGCCCUUGCAAACAUUGUCGGAAUUUGAGUCACCAUUCUCUUGAUGAUGUUUAUGAACACUUGGUCAUAAAUGGAAUGGAUCCUACAUACACAACUUGGUUUCAUCAUGGGGAGGAACCAAGUGCUGCACAAAAACCUAAAGAAGUGAAAAUGUCAGAUGCGCAUAACUUAUACAGUGCGACUUAUGCACGAGAUGCAGACCAUCUUGAACCACUUGACGAAGCUAGAGAUGAGGUCUUUGUAAAAGCAUUAGAGGAUGCAGAAACUCCAUUAUACCCUGGUUGUGAAAAAUAUACGAAGUUGUCAGCAAUUGUUACUUUGUACAAGAUCAAAGCUGAAAAUGAAUGGACAGAUGAGAGUUUUACUAUUCUUUUGGGUAAGCUUCAGGAUAUGUUCCCCAUGGAUAAUACAAUGCUAUGUUCUGUUCGUGCAGUUAGAAAGUUCCUUAAAAAAUUUGAAUUGGGUUACGAGAAAAUUCAUGCUUGUGUGAAGGAUUGUUGCUUAUUCAGGAAAGAGGACGCAGAAUUAGAGAACUGUCCAAAAUGUGGUAGUUCAAGAUGGAAGGUAGAUGUACGCACAAAGCAAAUAAAAAAAGGGGUUCCUGCCAAAGUGUUGAGAUAUUUUCCUAUAAUUCCAAGGUUUCGGAACAUGUAUAGGUCAUUUGAAGUAGCUAAAGAUUUGGCAUGGCACUAUACUCAUAGAAGCAGUGAUGCCAAGAUGUGACACCCGGUAGAUUCACCAACUUGGAAAACAAUAGAUGAUAAGUGGCCAUCUUUCUCAGCAGACCCACGGAAUCUAAGACUUGGUCUUGCUACCGAUGGUUUCAAUCCAUUUCGGAAUUUGAGUUCGACGUAUAGUUGUUGGCCCGUUAUGCUGGUUAUGUACAACUUGCCACCUUGGUUAUGGAUGAAAAAGGAAAAUGUUUUGUUGACACUAUUGAUCCCAGGACCUAAGCAACCGGGUAAUGAUAUUGAUGUAUAUCUACGACCUCUUAUCGAAGACCUACAGAUUUUGUGGACCAACGGAGCACCUGUUUAUGACAGGUUCACUAACUCUACAUUCAAUCUGAGGGCCAUUUUGAU
Rhododendron vialii is the source of this 1510-nucleotide messenger RNA. RefSeq lists its product as uncharacterized. Lineage: Eukaryota; Viridiplantae; Streptophyta; Magnoliopsida; Ericales; Ericaceae. The record is from RefSeq and is a predicted model, not a curated record. Bases 315 to 1151 code for a protein of 278 amino acids. The transcript is spliced from 4 exons.